AAAAAUAAAGAACGGCAGUCUUAAGAGGCACAGAAGGAAAUGAUCGAGAGCAGUUGAUGAACCUAAGCCAGAAUCAAAUGAGUUUAUUCUCCCAAAGGAGAUAACUCACCAAGAAUCGCUAGGUCUUGUGAUGCCAGACAAAGGAGGCAAAACAUCCUCUGCCAGGAUCAAUCUGGUAGUAAGCAGGAAAGAAAAGAGGGAAUCAGCUCAAAAGGGAGAUUUCAGAGAGAAAUAAAACUCAGAUGAAGAACAAGCUCAAGAGCAUACAUUCCAGGAAAGGGAGUAUGAUUUUAAAACAUAACAAAUCCGAACCAAAAGACGCAAGUUUACUAAUUUUGGAAGGCUAAUCAACUAGGAUUCUAAAUUUUUUUUGGGAUCAUUCCAAAUCUGUUUCUUUAAACCCUAAAACUUCCACCCAUGAGAAAUCAAGACUAGGAAAUAAACUAAAAGUGAACUCGAAGGCAAAGCUGAUAUCUUCUAACUAUGUCUGAAGAGUGUCCUCAACUUAGAACAGAAGAGAAGAGAAAUUUUAAGAAUAGAGGCAAGGCUAAUGUCAAAGUUCCGAUUGAAAAUUUCUCAGAGGCUGAUAUAAAUACUAAGGACCUGUACAGUCAGAUUCCAGACUCAGAGAUCAUCCUUGGGGAUAAUCUUGACACCAAGCUAAACAUUAUCUAAAAGAUCUUUAGCAAAACUAUAAUGAAGAGAAGAAUCUAAAAAUGAGUAUUAAGAAGUUGAUAAGGAAUUAUAUACUCCAGCUCAACAUCAGGAUUCUCUUGGUCAAUCAUGGCGGCUUCAACUUCUUCUAUAUUCAUAUCCUCUUCGUUGUCAUUGAAAGUGUAUAUAGUGUCAGCCUUGGUUGAUGCUUCUAUGCUACUAUUGGCCUCCAUUGAUGAUGU
Moneuplotes crassus is the source of this 896-nucleotide messenger RNA. The record is from the annotation of a GenBank genome assembly. Lineage: Eukaryota; Ciliophora; Spirotrichea; Euplotida; Euplotidae.